CUGGGAUGCGACAAUGCAAAGCCCAAAUGCGAAAACUGUCAAGGAAGAGCUAUUGAGUGCACGUACACCAAGAGAACCAAACAAGCUAGGCCCUCCAACGCGCGCAUUAACACUCUUGAAGAGGAGAACGCUCAACUUCGCGAGUUGCUGCGACUACAAAGCGCAAGCUUGAACUGGGAACACCCACCCAACACUCCUCAACCCUCCUUGGACGAUUCUAUUCUCGUCCCAAAUCACCAUGACUCCGCUUCCAACACAAUCCACGUGUCGGACACUGUCGAUGGUCCUCACAAUGACGUAUCUUUGUCUCAUUCCGCAACUCCAGAUGAAGCAAACCAAACUCCCUUCCACGGCCCUUCGAGCGUCGUUCUUCAGCCAGAAUCUUCCAUGCCUGCCCCAGGUGGCACAGUUGAGUCAUGUAAUCUUGACGUGAAGAAUCAGCUUUUGGCCGAAACGACGAGGCAACGCCAAUAUGAGAUGAUCAACUUCAGGGCCGGAAAGCUUGAUUUUGGAGGCAUAGAUCCUGCCCUUGGCAUGGAGCUCCUUUCAAAUUUCUGGAACCGCCAACACUACGCAGGUCCCAUCGUUUAUCGACCAGCCUUUAUGAGAGACAUGGUCUGCAAGGGUCCACACUACUCAGAUUUAUUGCUCAACGCCAUCUUAUUUGCAGGCUCAAAGUAUUCAAACGACCCAGCAGUGCGGAGCAACGUCGAUAACAAGGACUCGGCCGGACGACCCUUUCGCGCCAAGUUCGAGGAGAUUCUGCACGGUUCACAAGUCUUGUUCAAGAGCCGAGUAACAACUAUACAGGCUCUCCUUAUUGUUGCCGACGCUCUCUUCUCUUGGUGUGAUGAGACGAGUCUAUCGUGGCAUUACAUGGGUCUCGCCAUCAGCAUGAUUGUUGAUCUUGGUAUCCACGUCGAUGGCGCUGCGAGUGAGAAAUCAGCAAACCACACACCAGAGGAUGCAGAAGUGCACCGAAGAGUGUUUUGGGCAGCCUUUACCCGUGACAAAGUGCAAUCGAUAUAUCAAGGCCGACCCGCACGACUCAGAGAAGCCGAUAACCGCGUGCCGAUUCGGUUUCUUGACGAAUAUGAAGAGCUUGAAGAGUUCAACACCAGUACCUACUCGAGAUAUCCGACACAGCUGGGUUGUCCGACAUAUAGUGUCUCGACCUUUGAGCAGCUUUGCAAACUCAGUAUCAUCAUGGAUCGAAUUCUUUGCAACCUCUAUUCAGAAAAGAGUUGUUCUAGGGAUCCUCAGGAACUUUUCGAUGCUUCGAAUGCCCUUCAUGGUGAGUUGAAGCGCUGGAGGAGUGCGAUGCCUGCACACUUGCUUGUGCAUCUGAACAACCCCGGCAACUCAACAAUCCUCCCCCACUCUCUAUCAUUACUGGCCAUGUACAACUCUCUAGUCAUCUUGCUGCAUCGACCCUUUGUCUCCGAUGGCCACCUACAAUCUGCCUCGUCAUCCGCAGCACGAGACGCGUUCUCCCACUGCGCAGUAGCAGCGCUGGAAAUCCACCACAUGCUCCAAGUCUACAGACAGCACUUUUGUCUCAAAUCAGUACCUUAUUUCGUCUCGUAUGCAACAUACGUCAGCGCCACCAUCCAUGUCCGCAUGGCCGCGCAAAGAGGUCCCGAGUCAGGGGCCCACAAGUACCUUCGAAGCUGCCUGGAGGUUCUGGGGGAGCAUCAGGCUAAGUGCUUCGCUCCAAGACGGGCAAUGAGGGUCUUGCUUGCGAUUAUGGAUCGUUUGAAUGUCCAUGUUGGAGACUUUUCGGCUCUCGCCACUUCAAGUUGUCAAGCUGAUGAGGCGGCGCGGCCUAUUGAAACCCCCUCUAGCCAACAGACACUACAGGCCUUGGCCCCCUCAGAACAGCUACUAAACAACAAUCAGGGUGACUUGGACCUUGUUUUGACAGAUUUGGACAUGGAUGAGAUCAUGAAGACCUUCAGUCUUGUCCCGGAAGCCCAACCUGUCUCCAUCAACGAGGAUCUCGCAGCGGAAAGAUUCCUUCCGAGCCAAGACACACUCCCCUUUUCCGAUGUAUUGUUCGGCUUCGAUUUUGACAUAAUUUAG
Messenger RNA from Fusarium falciforme, 2082 nucleotides. Its product is annotated as Fungal-trans domain-containing protein. NCBI's taxonomy places the organism in Eukaryota, Fungi, Ascomycota, Sordariomycetes, Hypocreales, Nectriaceae. The record is from RefSeq and is a predicted model, not a curated record. Gene Ontology annotation, molecular function: zinc ion binding; DNA-binding transcription factor activity, RNA polymerase II-specific; DNA binding. The transcript has 5 exons. Gene Ontology annotation, biological process: DNA-templated transcription; regulation of DNA-templated transcription.